AUGCAAUCAUUUUAAGACACUGAUAAUAAUAGUGAAAACUUGAAUGAAGAAGAUAAGUAAUGUAAUAUUGUGUAUAACUCAAGCAGUUCAAUAAAUCAGCAGGUCCCGUAGUUCCCUUAGAAGAAGGCACCCUCAUAUUCUCGUGAAGUCCCUCAAAUACUUAAAUUAUAAAAUUAAUUCAGAAAUGCUCAAGGAAACACUCGUCGAGAAUUGGAAUGUCAAUUAAUAAAAAGGUUGGUUGAUCUGAAAAAGAAUACCGAUUCGGAUUGGUACAGAUUGAAUGGAGUAUGGGCAUAGAAAUACACAACAUACUUAUAUGAUAAUUCAAGCACAUUGCCUGGUCCAAUUGACAAUACUGACUUGUUACAGAAUAAGAAUCAGGUGAGAAAUGUGGAUUUCUUUGUGGUCAAUGAGACAGUUUGGAAGUUCCUUCUUGAAGAGUAUAGUGGAGGUCCUGAAAUUCUGGAUGAGAAAAUUCCUCCAUCUCCAACCUCCAAUGCCAGUUCAACAACAGACAGAGCAAAGUCCGUUGAUAUCAGCAUAAUUUCAAGCGUGUCACAAUUGGAUAUAAAUCCUGAGAUUCCAAUCAAAGGGUUGAAGAAUGAAUUGUACUUUUGCUACAUGCAUUCAACAUUAUAAUGCAUGAUGAGUAUUUAGGAACUCAACAACUUCAUUUUAAAUAGUAUCAAUAGAUAACACUCAUAAUCUAUGACAUUAUGUCGUAAUUAUCAAGAACUUCUUCGAUAGCUCAAAGAUACCCAAUAUGAUUAUAUCAAAAUUAAUUCUUUGCGCAAUACUAUCAGUAAGAAAUUCAAUCCAAGACACCAACAUGAUGCCUAAGAAUUUUUGUUGUUUUUGAUAUCGAGUUUGGAAGAUGAAAUAAACAACUUCAAUAAAAAACAAGGGCAACAACAUCCAAAAUUGCCGAAUAUUAUUGAGAAAUAUCUUAAAGGAUAGACGAUAAGUGAAAUUAUUUGCAAAAAUUGUUCACAUAAGUCCUCAAUAACUGAAGAUUUCUUGACUUUAUCAUUGGCUUUGAAUAAAAUCAAUUCCAUUAAUCAAUCCUUGGAUGAAUUUCUUAAAGAUGAAUUGAUCCAGGAUUACAAAUGUGAUUCCUGCCAUAAAAAAAAAACAGCCAUCAAAAAAACAAGAAUUAUUAAAUUACCUUAAUAUUUAAUUCUACAUCUAAAAAGAUUCAAGUUUUUUCCAAAAUCAAACAAAAUAAUCUAACAUGUGAAGUUUUCACUGGAAUCUACUUUUUGUGGUAUCAAAUACAGUUUAGUUGGAAUUAUUGUCCAUUCUGGUUCUCUAGAGUAAGGUCACUAUUAUUCUUAUUGCAAGAGAUAAAAUAAAUGGUGGCUAUUCAAUGAUCAAAAGAUUAAAUAAGUAAACAACAUUGAUGUACUCUAACAAUAAGGAUAUAUAUUGUUUUAUUAAUAACUUCUAUGA
Molecule: messenger RNA, 1449 nt
Organism: Paramecium octaurelia
Lineage: Eukaryota; Ciliophora; Oligohymenophorea; Peniculida; Parameciidae
Source: the annotation of a GenBank genome assembly